Messenger RNA from Acaulospora morrowiae, 912 nucleotides. The record is from the annotation of a GenBank genome assembly. NCBI's taxonomy places the organism in Eukaryota, Fungi, Glomeromycota, Glomeromycetes, Diversisporales, Acaulosporaceae.
AUGGCAAUCAUGAAAUUCAAAAAUUAUCUCAGAGCAUUUAUGCUCCUUGCUCUUGCCUUAACAACAUCAGCCGAAAUAGAGUUCGAAAGUUUUGUCGUUUUCGGGGAUGGAUUAUCUGACACUGGUAACGUAUAUAAGUUGACAAAACAUGAAUUCCCACCGUCACCACCUUAUUACAAAGGACGAUUUUCUAAUGGAAAAAUUUGGGUGGACUAUUUUGUGGAAGAGCACAAAGUCAAAUUAUACGAUUACGCCUACGGAAACGCUCCUUCUGACAACACGCUAGUUCAAACUUUUACGGGUCCAAAGAAAGUAAUCGUUCCGGGUGUCUUUCAACAAGUAAAUGAAUUUUUGGAGAAAGACAGCAAAAAAAUCAAUGUUGAAAAAACACUAUUUGCGGUCGUAUUGAAUAGUGCCGACUAUAUCUUUACUCUUGGAAAAAUUGAUGCCGCGAAGGUUGUAGAACGAGUUGGCAAUUCCAUUAAAAAACUUCAUGAAUCCGGUGAUGCCAAGUAUAUUUUUGUCUCAACUAUUCCGCCAAUUGAUCGUUUUCCAGGAAUGAAAGGUUUAUCCACUGAGACUACUGAUCUGAUAGAGAGUAAGAUUGCACUUCAUAAUAAGCUUCUCCUUCAGUUCCUUGACGACUUUCGAGCCAAGCACUCCGAGGUUACGUUAUAUGUUCUUAGUCAAACUACCGAAAUGGCUGAUCAUAUGUUUGAACCCGAGACAUUAAAAGAGCUGGGUAUCACUGUUUCUGAUAAAGCUUGUGUACCUGACAAUGGAUUUGCAGGAAAAGAUAGUAUUGUUUGUGAUCAUCCUGAAGAAUAUGCAUUUUUUGAUACGAUGCAUUCUGUGAAUACUAAAAUCCACAAAUAUAUUUCUGAUGAAGUUACCAAACAUAUCUGGCUUUGA